Camelina sativa (false flax) is the source of this 2007-nucleotide messenger RNA. RefSeq lists its product as uncharacterized. Lineage: Eukaryota; Viridiplantae; Streptophyta; Magnoliopsida; Brassicales; Brassicaceae. The record is from RefSeq and is a predicted model, not a curated record.
AUGCAGAGCGUAGUACACAGUACGCAGGAUGCAGGACGCAGUGCGCGUUACGCAUUACGCAUUGCGCGGUCCUGCGCUAUGGUUCCUGGAGGUGAUGUCUUUGGAGAUGUUCCGGAGAAGCUUGGGGACGAUCAGUAUCGCGCGUUUGAGAGUGGCCUCGACGAAAUUAGAGCGGACAAUCCUUCAUGGGGAGGUGUUGUGACUGAUCUCGCGGAUUUGACGGAAGAAGAUGUUCGGGAGCUCGAAGUGAUGUUCCCUACGGAUACUCUGGCCCUUAGUUUGAUUCCCUUUCCUUCAAGUCAGUGUUGUGAGAAGGUGCUCGCUCACGAAGAACGUACUUGCUCGGAACGUGCUCCUAGGUCUUUCGUCGUUGGCUUGCCUGUAGGUAACAGAGUUCCAAGACGCCGCAGAGAUCGUAUGAGAGAACGCAUCCCCCACGAUACUGGAAGUUCCCUAUGCGACAAGAGGUAUAUACCCUGCAUUACUGGCCUCUUCGGAACGCCUGACGAUCUCCAGGUUACGCUACCGAACGCUGAUGAACGGCCGUGGGAUUGCCCAGCAGGUUACCUUUGCGUUUACGUUGACUAUUUAACCGACUGCGGCCUUUGGUGUCCCAUCCCAGAAUUUCUAACGAGUUACUGUGCGCGACGGAAGAUUGCAUUUUCGCAGUUGUCGAUCUCGUCUAUCCGUAAUGCAGUUGGGCUUACAAUAAUGGCCGGUCUCACGAUCGUGAGCGGCCAGAAGAGUCAUAUUCACGAUUGGCGAAGACGAUUCUUCUACGUAGAAAUAAAUGAUGCCUCGAUCGAGGAUCCCGACACGAUCUGCCCUCCCAAUUGGAACUUCGCCCCGGUAGCCGUGGCUGGGUUGGGAAAAAAGUCGUCAUUUUCGGCUGCGUGCGACUUGGGAACUGUUGACAAAGCUGCUUCCUUUAUUUCGUGUUCGCGAACCGGAUUGCAAAUGGGAGACUGUCCGAUGACGUUCUAUGCUGAUUUGUUCGAUGCCGAGGAUGCGCCAGCUAUCGCGACCGACGUUGUUGUACCGAACGCCGAGACCGACGUGGAGAUUGUUGCUGUGGAGGGCGAGGAUGGCGAGUUGCCCGUUCCCAAGGGUGAGCCUAGUCGUAGAUCUCGUUCCGCCGAGGUUGCUGGAACUCGUGCUGCGAAGAUGCCUUCUUCGGUGUCUCAUAAGAGUGCUCCAGCAGCUGGUGGUGGUGAUCGUGCUCGGAAGAGGACGUCACGCUCGAGUCCUCGGAGUGAUGCUGGAGGAAGUUCUAGGCGCCCUCAUCGCAUGGAGGAUGGUCAUGUGGGGAUUGACCACUCCUUCUCCUUUCGCUAUGACGUGAAGGACCAAGCGUUUACCGGCGAUUCGAGUGCUUGCGCGGACCUCGCCAGCAAGAUUCAUGGUGAUUUCGUCUUGCUUCCUACCCCUGGCAAUCUGGCUUGUCCAACUACGUACGAGGAAGCCGCGUUGAGCUGGAUGAAUCGCCUCGCUGGAGAUUACGAGGAUAAGGUACGUGUUGCUAGGAGGGAAGCCUCACUCAUUCAGGAUGCGUUUGUUCAAGCUGAACGGUCGAGCAAGGAGAAUGCAACACUCGUCAAGGAGCUGAUGGCCUCCCUCAAGCAAUCCCAACGGAAGCUGACUACCGAGUCGGAGCGACUUAGGAAGGCGAGGGACGAGCGCGGGGAGCGGGAGCGUGCUAAGGCUGCUGUUGUGAUUGGGAUGCAUUGCAAGCUUAUUGACCUCCUGAGGAGGCACGUGAUUGCGUCACGCGAGAAACAGUCUGACUUGCUCCUUCUUAGCCAAGUGACGGGGACUAGACAAUGUCUUGAGAAAUUGAUCAAGAGGGGCAUUGCUAUUCCCGAAGAUAGGAUGUUGCGUCUUGCUGCUAGCGAGGAGGAGUUCCGGACGAAAGUGAACCAAGUUGCAGUGCCUCCGCUCUUCGAUAGUGAUCUCGAGCCAUUCCCGGAAUCUGCUGAUGGAGGUGGCGAUGAUGCUGCAAACGAGUGA